Molecule: messenger RNA, 1101 nt
Organism: Solanum verrucosum
Lineage: Eukaryota; Viridiplantae; Streptophyta; Magnoliopsida; Solanales; Solanaceae
Exons: 6
Coding region: 1-1101 (366 amino acids)
Biological process (GO): DNA integration
Molecular function (GO): nucleic acid binding
Source: RefSeq, a predicted model, not a curated record
AUGGCUCUUGCUAAGCUAAAGGAGUUGAAGGAUCAGCUGAAAGACUUGGUGGAUAAAGGAUUUAUCAGGCCUAGUGUUUUGCCAUGGGUCCUUCAUGUUCUUCGAGAGAAGGAACUUUACGCAAAGUUCUCUAAGUGUGAGUUCUGGUUGAGCUCUGUGGCUUUCCUAGGCCAUAUCAUAUCAAAUUCCGGCAUUAUGGUUGACACACAAAAGAUUGAGGUUGUAAAGACUUGGCCCAGAUCCAUGACUCCGACUAAGGACAUGUUGACGUCAACACCAGUUCUAGCAUUGCCAGAGGGUUCAGAGGGCUAUGUGGUGUAUUGUAAUGCCUCUGGUUUUGGGUUGGGAUGUGUUCUAAUGCAACAUGGUAAGGUUAUCACAUAUGUUUCAAGGCAGUUGAGGAAGUAUGAGAAGAACUAUUCGACCCACGAUUUAGAGUUUGCUGCAGUUGUGCCUGCGUUAAAGAUCUGGAGACACUGUUUGUAUGGCAUUCAUGUUGAUAUUUUCACAGAUCAUAAAAGUUUUCAAUAUAUCUUUAGACAGAAGGAGUUAAAUCUUUUGUCCUAUUUAAGUGUUGAGAAGCGGGAGCUAGCGCGAAAGCUUCAUCAGUUAGCUAGCUUGGGAGUCAGAUUGUUAGAGGCAGACGAUAGUGGGGUCACAAUUCAGGACACAUCCGUAUCAUCUCUAGUUGUAGAGGAGAUCUAUUGGUGGCACAUGAUGAAGAAGAACGUUUCUGAGUUUGUGGCACAGUGUCCUAACUGCCAACAAGUGAAGGUUGAGCACCAAAAGCCCGCUGGGCUUGUUCAGGAGAUAGCCAUACCCUUAUGGAAGUGGGAAGCAAUUAAUAUGGAUUUUAUUACAGGGUUACCUCAAAUGCGUCGCAAGUUUGACUCUAUUUGGGUUAAUCUUAGUACAGCCUUUCACCCUCAGACAGAUGGCCAGGCUGAGCACAUAAUUUUGACACUGGAGGAUAUGUUACGAGCGUGCGCGCUGGACUUCAAAGGAAGUUGGGAUGACCACUUGCUUCUUAUUGAGUUCACAUACAAUAAUAAUUAUCAUUCCAACAUCGGGAUGACACCUUAUGAGGCUUUGUAUGGGUGA